This is a messenger RNA of Opisthorchis viverrini, 2423 nucleotides long. RefSeq lists its product as hypothetical. The record is from RefSeq and is a predicted model, not a curated record. The transcript is spliced from 8 exons. Lineage: Eukaryota; Metazoa; Platyhelminthes; Trematoda; Opisthorchiida; Opisthorchiidae. Gene Ontology annotation, cellular component: anaphase-promoting complex. Gene Ontology annotation, biological process: cell division. Bases 16 to 2343 code for a protein of 775 amino acids. Gene Ontology annotation, molecular function: protein binding.
GCUGUCUCAAUUCCAAUGAAAACUUCCAGCAUUGAUGCCGGUGAAGACAACUUUCCGAUACAUUUAGAACGUGUCCGGAGUGAUCUUCUCCAAACGUAUUUCGCUUGUCAAAUCCGUGGUCUAACACAGAGUUGCAAGUGGUUAGGAGAUUUAUUACACGCUUUGGAUGACCCGACCGCCGAAUCUAACAAAAGUGAUUUGCAACUAUCGACUGCCAUAGCUUUACCUCAGUCUCCGUUGGUCGAUCUUCCAAGCAGAUAUUUACCGACAUUUCUAUUUGCGCGGAGCCUUUUGGAUGCCCGCGAGUAUGAUCACUGCGCCCAAACAUUGAGUCGUUUUGUCAGUCCUGUCUUGCGAAAGCUAAGAGGCGAAGGUGCGACCGAAGAAUGCCCUCCACUGGUAUAUUUCAUGUAUGUGUAUUCCACCUAUAUGGCCUGUGAAAAGCGUCGAGCUAACGAUGAAGUAGAACUCCGUCGGGUAUUCGAACAGGACGGCAAUGCAAAGCCAUCACAAGUUGCCCGUGCUCGAUGCGCCAACGAACUGUCCGCUCUGCGCAGCGAAAUCGAGAACCGUGUUAAUCCUAGUAAGCUUGACGGCGCUCACUCAGAUGCGCUGCAGGAAAAUGAUCCUUUCAUUUUGUAUGCUUUUGGUCUCGUGUAUCGUCGGCUUGAUAUGGAGUCAGUCGCAGUUAAUCUCUUUGUAAGGGCUAUUCUUUCGAAUCCCUGUCUUUGGCCAGCCUGGUUUGAGUUGGCACAACUCGUCAGGGACAAGGAACAUUUGAGCAGUUUGAAGCUUCCAGCUGCGAGCAGUGAGGUUUGGAUGCGAUACUUUUUUGAAGCAAAGAUUUUCCUAAAGUUUAACGAGACGGAGCGGGCAUUGGACAUCCUUCAACGCCUGUCAAACAGCGGGUUUAGCACCAGUGGAAACCUUCAAGCGGAGAUCGGACUGGCUUACGAUGGUCUGCGUGAUAUGGAUAUGGCUUCUAGACAAUUUGAGCAGCUUUUCAGCCAAUUUCCUUGCCGUUUGGACAAUGUUGAUGCCUACUCUAAUGUGCUGUUUGUGCGUGAGGACUCAAUCGAACUUGCUCACUUGGCUCAUCAUUGUGUCAGCCUGGAUAAAUACCGUCCGGAGACAUGUUGCGUGGUAGGAAACUUCUUCAGUCUGCGUGGGCAGCAUGACAAGGCAGUUUUAUAUUUCCAGCGCGCUCUCAAACUGAAACCGUCCUACUCACUCGUCUGGACGCUAAUAGGUCACGAAUACACUGAAUUGCGGAAUACCAAGGCCGCUGUUCACGCAUACCGACAAGCUAUCGCUCACAACAGACACGAGUUUCGUGCCUGGUACGGUCUUGGUCAGAUGUAUGAAAUUCUGGAUCUCCCAUCUUUUGCGUUGCACUACUAUCGUGAAGCCCAGUAUCUCGUCCCUACCGAUUCCCGGCUAAUUGUGGCACUGGGGGAGAUCUAUGAACGGUUGAAUCGGCUGGACGAGGCAAAGAAGUGCUACUGGCGGGCUUAUUGUGUGGGAGACAUUGAAGGGAGCGCACUUGUUCGUCUGGCGCAAUGCUUUAUUCAAUCAGAGGAGGUGGCUGAGGCUGCAGCUGCCUACACGGAGUAUAUAAAACUUUGCAAACGUCAUGGGGUGCCCAGCCAAACGGAACUCGCUCAGGCCUACAAGUAUUUGGCCAUGUACCAUUUGCAAAUGGGACACUACGAAGAUUCGGCUUCAGCGGCGAGCAAGUGUUUGGAAUUUCCGGAAACGCGUGAGGAAGCCAAAGCCAUGUUUCGUCAAAUCACCGUACUUGCUGGUGAUGUUGAAGGUGUUCUCACAGACAGAACAAGUGAUGAUCCCACGUCUACGGAUGACGCGAUCGAGGAUCAUGAUCCUGCAUCGGGUUCUACCCAAGCAGGGGACUCUGAGGCAGUCGCGGAUACGCCGUGCCCCAGGGACUGCACCGAUGCGAGUCAUCCAAUGGAGCCGGAAGUAGCCGACGUGGAUCCUGAUAAUCGAGAGCAACAGCCGAAGGCCACGACACAGUCACAACCUCUGGACCUUUCCUUGGGAUUUCUGCUUUCGGCUUUGGGGGCUGUUGAGAAGCCAUCGGCUAGUCAGCUAGACUCAUCCGCGAUUCCAACCCCAGCCAUUCGUCCCAUGGACCGGUAUACCUUGUGGGAUGAUAGUGAACAGCCCCCCGGAACCUCAUCACACCGAUCCACAUCGACCACUGGUCCAGCUUGCUCCUCCCUUGUCGGAACCCCACUACCUGGCAGUCGGUCGUCUGCUAGUGCCUUGGAUGUUGAGACUACACCGGAACGCCAAGAGGAAUCAAUGACUCACGACAGCUGACGCCCCUCCCCCCAACUCCCAACAACUCCCAAGAGUCUUAUCACUUUUUCUCAUUCUAUUUCGUUUGUAAUGUUGCACCA